AUGGAGGAGGUACAUGAGAGCAGUAAUGCUGCUGCUAAUGAACGAUCUAUUGGGACAUUAAGAGGAACUGUACAAAUCGAAAUGGACAGUACUGUGGCCAUGGAGAAGAUAAAGCUAUCAAGGCACAGAAUACUAUCACAAGAUGAAGUGCCUGAAGCAAAGGAACGGAAAAGUGGUAUUAUUUAUUUCCAGACAUUGCCACCGAACUUCACUGCUUCAAGAAUGCGUAAUGAAAUGAGUAAAUUUGGUGAAAUUGGACGAAUAUAUUUGCAAGCUGAGAAACGGCGUGAUGCAAAAGGUAAACGAAGAAAACGAUUUGUGGAAGGUUGGGUUGAGUUUAAGAAGAAAAGCUUGGCAAAACGAGUAGCUGUAUCAUUGAAUAACACAGCGGUCGGUGGGAAACGACGAAGUACUGCUCGAGAAUCUCUCUGGACAAUGAAGUAUUUAAGCGGGUUUAAGUGGAUACAUUUGGUGGAACAAUUAAAUUUCGAGCAUCGGAUUGAACAACAACGAAUGCGUGUUGAAAUAGCUCAAGCAAAACGACAGGCCUCGUUUUUUUCUGAUCAAGUGGAGAAAGGAGAACAGUUAAGAAAGCUGGAGGAAAAGGUCUUAAAGAAAGGUGGCAUAUGGGAUGAGUUCCAGCGACAAGUGCAACAACGCUCAAUAAUGAAGAAAAAUAAGAAGCAUGAACAUAGCGAUGGUCAGCUUUUGCAUAUGAUAUUCACUGGAUGA
Molecule: messenger RNA, 732 nt
Organism: Brugia malayi
Lineage: Eukaryota; Metazoa; Nematoda; Chromadorea; Rhabditida; Onchocercidae
Exons: 5
Coding region: 1-732 (243 amino acids)
Biological process (GO): small-subunit processome assembly; endonucleolytic cleavage to generate mature 5'-end of SSU-rRNA from (SSU-rRNA, 5.8S rRNA, LSU-rRNA); endonucleolytic cleavage in 5'-ETS of tricistronic rRNA transcript (SSU-rRNA, 5.8S rRNA, LSU-rRNA)
Cellular component (GO): nucleolus
Molecular function (GO): RNA binding
Source: RefSeq, a predicted model, not a curated record